UGUGGUGCUUUUGUUACAGCCAAGAUGGCGUUAAGUAAAACGUUUGGGCAGAAGCCGGUGAAAUUUCAACUUGAAGAAGAUGGGGAAUUUUACAUGAUUGGUUCAGAGGUAGGAAACUACUUGCGGAUGUUCAGAGGCUCACUGUACAAGAGGUACCCUUCACUGUGGCGGAGGCUGGCUUCUGUUGAGGAGAGGAAGAAAAUUGUAGCAUCAUCACACGAUCACGGUUACACAACUUUAGCCACCAGUGUGACUCUGCUGAAAGCAUCUGAAGUUGAGGAGAUCUUGGAAGGAAACGAUGAGAAGUACAAGGCAGUCUCCAUCAGCACUGAGCCACCUGCCUACCUCAGGGAGCAGAAGGCGAAGCGGAACAGCCAGUGGGUGCCCACGCUCCCCAACAGCUCCCACCACCUGGACGCUGUGCCCUGCUCCACCACCAUCAACCGCAAUCGCAUGGGCCGGGACAAGAAGAGGACCUUCCCGCUUUGUUUUGAUGACCAUGACCCAGCCGUGAUCCACGAGAAUGCUUCCCAAACUGAAGUUCUGGUUCCAAUCCGGCUUGAUAUGGAGAUAGAUGGACAAAAACUCAGAGAUGCCUUCACGUGGAAUAUGAAUGAAAAGCUCAUGACGCCUGAAAUGUUUGCCGAGAUCCUGUGCGACGACCUGGAUUUGAAUCCCCUGACAUUUGUCCCAGCUAUUGCUUCUGCCAUCAGGCAACAGAUUGAGUCCUACCCUACAGACAGCAUCUUAGAUGAGCAGACAGACCAAAGAGUCAUUAUUAAGCUAAAUAUUCAUGUCGGCAACAUCUCGCUGGUGGACCAGUUUGAAUGGGACAUGUCAGAGAAGGAGAACUCUCCAGAGAAGUUUGCCCUGAAACUUUGCUCUGAACUAGGGCUCGGAGGGGAGUUCGUCACCACCAUUGCCUACAGUAUCCGUGGGCAGCUCAGCUGGCACCAGAGGACAUACGCCUUCAGGUCUGAUAUCAGUGAGAACCCCUUGCCCACGGUGGAGAUUGCCAUUCGAAACACAGGUGAUGCUGACCAGUGGUGCCCCCUACUGGAAACCCUGACAGAUGCCGAGAUGGAGAAAAAGAUAAGGGACCAGGACAGAAAUACAAGGCGUAUGAGACGUCUUGCCAACACUGCCCCAGCCUGGUAGAACCUUGUCGGCCCACGGACUUCUUGGAUUUGCAACCUGGAGAAAAACUGAGUCAGUGGGACAGCUGCAAGCCCAUCGCCCUGACAUACAAAGACAUUCCACUAUCUAGGCACUGGGAGCCCGCUCUCUUCUAGCCCCUCCCCCAGCUUUUUGUGUAAAGACUGAUAUCCCUGUUUAAUGUUGUCCAUGGAACUGAUCUAUAGAAAAAAAACAUGCCUGUGUGGAAGAUAUGCUGGUAUUGUGCUGAUAUUGUUUUUUUUGUAUAGGUGCUGACAGCACUUUUAGGAAACCUGAUUAUUUUGAUCUUUUUUUAAAAUAAAAAUCAUGCUUAAUACUUGG
Messenger RNA from Lepisosteus oculatus (spotted gar), 1497 nucleotides. The record is from RefSeq and is a predicted model, not a curated record. NCBI's taxonomy places the organism in Eukaryota, Metazoa, Chordata, Actinopteri, Semionotiformes, Lepisosteidae.